UUAAACCUGAUAGUGCUAGUUUGUCUGGUUAUACUGGUGCUGUCACCAGUGGUAGUUAUUUACUGUUAACCUGUACAACGACAACUAGUAACCCAUCAGCUACUAUACUGUGGUACAGGAAUAAUAUUAGGAUAUAUGAUAACGAUGAUAAUAUCAAUAUUGGGUCUCUAACUGAAACUAAUGGUGACUACAAUGGCAAGAUAUCAGAACAACAAAUAACAAUAACAACAAGAGCUGAAGAUAACCAAGCAGAGUAUAAAUGUAAAGCAAGGAAUUCACAAGUCACUGGAGAUGUUAAUUCAAAUAGUGUACCCAUUACAGUGUACUUUAAACCUGAUAGUGCUACUUUAUCUGGUUAUACUGGUGCUGUUACCAGUGGUAGCAAUAUACUGUUAACCUGUACAGCGACAACUAGUAACCCAUCAGCUACUAUACUGUGGUACAGGAAUAAUAAUAAAAUAGAUGAUAACGAUGAUAAUAUCAAUAUUGGGACUCUAACUGAAACUAAUGGUGACUACAAUGGCAAGAUAUCAGAACAACAAAUAACAAUAACAACAAGAGCUGAAGAUAACCAAGCAGAGUAUAAGUGUAAAGCAAGGAAUUUACAAGUCACUGUAGAUGUUAAUUCAAAUAGUGUACCCAUUACAGUGUAUUUUUCUCCAGUCUACCCGGAUGGAUGCCGUACUUUACUAUCUGCUUACCCUGGCAAUACUGGACAUGUUAUAGUUGGUGACAUUUUGCUCCUCACAUGCACGUCAUGUAGCAGUAACCCGGAUGCUAGCCUGAUAUGGUACCAUGGCAACCAAAUGAUCACUGUUCCUAAUCAGCUUGUGUAUAUGGAUAGUAUAUACAGUGGAAGGAAAUCAAUACAAGAGAUGACAAUUACAUUAACAUAUCAUCAUCAUAAUAAUGAAUUAUAUUGUAAAGCUGAGAACAGUCAGGUGGGACAAAGUGAACAGUCAAAUGCAGUGAUCCUUAAUGUACAUUAUACUCCUUUUCCGGUGAAUGAAAACCAAAAUGAACAGUCAAGAGCUAAUGAUGGUGAAACAGGAGAACUACGAUGUCAGUUUAACAGCAAUCCUACCUCUACAUUACAAUGGUUUGGUCCAAAUGGAAAUGUUCUCACAUGCAAUGACAGAAUUACAAUAUAUAAUUCUACUCAAGGAACAUUACAUGAGAGCAUAAUUACAAUUAGUAAAACGGAAUUUAAUGAUUAUGGUAACUACACGUGUUUUGCUGAAAGCGACUUCGCAAAUGCAACAUUUAUAGUUAUGUUUUAUGGAAAAACUCAGCCACCACGCAAUAUUGAUAGUAGUAGAUCCACACACACUAACGCUGCAGUAUACGUCGUGCCAAGUGUUAUCCUUAGUUUGUUGGCGAUUACAAUUGCAUCUGUUAUAAUAGUUUUGAAAAGAAGAAUUCAACAUAGACAAAAUACAGACGACACAGUUUUGGAUGAUAAAAGAUACGAAAAUGUGGCUGCAGAAAAUAAGUUUGAACCUAAUAAGAACUCCGAAGAAGCAUAUGAAUCUAUUGAAAAAAUCUGUUUCAAUAAAAAUCAAGUGAAAGAAGAGGAAUAUGCUAAACUUUCAUUUGACAAGAAUGAAGUUGUUUACAUGAAAUCAGGACAGAAGACAAACGAAUUUCCAAGAGAUCGUGCUUGUAUCAAGAGUAUUAUUUCGAUUGGGAAGUUCUAUGAAAUUAGUAAAGCAGAAGCAUGGAAUAUUAAUGGCGUCUCUGGACAUUCUAAUGUAGUGAUUAAGAAGAGUAGUAACGGCGAUCCGCUGGUGGAAAAUGAAAUUGUGAAGGAAAUAGAAAUACUGCAAUCAAUACGUGGACACAGUAAUAUAAUUCGAAUGCUUGGAUGUUGCACAGAAAAAGUCCCCAGUUACAUAAUACUGGAUCAUUUAAAUGUCGACUUGAAGACAUUCCUCCAAUCGCAGCACAAAUAUGAAACCAUGGAAGCUCCGAAUAUAGACCUGAUUUCAUUCGUAUUGAAUGUCGCCAAUGGAAUGGAGUAUCUGUCUAGCUUAAAGAUAAUGCAUCGAUAUUUGACUGCUGGACAUGUGCUGAUUAGUGAUGACAAGAAGUGUAAAAUUUCUAAUUUUGGUUAUGCUAGUGACGUAAUAGAUGAUGCGCGGUUCUUUGAGAAAACAAAGCUGAUUUACGAUGCAGAAGAAGGCCUUGUGAGUGCCAACGACGACUCGCUGAAAAAAGGACCGCACACGUUCAUCAAAUGGGAAAUACUCUCAAACUUUGCAUGA
Saccoglossus kowalevskii is the source of this 2264-nucleotide messenger RNA. Its product is annotated as nephrin-like. Lineage: Eukaryota; Metazoa; Hemichordata; Enteropneusta; Harrimaniidae. The record is from RefSeq and is a predicted model, not a curated record.